Molecule: messenger RNA, 4424 nt
Organism: Rattus norvegicus (Norway rat)
Lineage: Eukaryota; Metazoa; Chordata; Mammalia; Rodentia; Muridae
Gene: Grm6
Product: glutamate metabotropic receptor 6
Exons: 10
Coding region: 165-2780 (871 amino acids)
Biological process (GO): signaling; positive regulation of calcium ion import across plasma membrane; detection of light stimulus involved in visual perception
Cellular component (GO): new growing cell tip; membrane; plasma membrane
Molecular function (GO): protein homodimerization activity; glutamate receptor activity; G protein-coupled receptor activity
Source: RefSeq, marked provisional
GAGGCGACUGAGUUGCUGGUGCGCGAGUCACCAAGUCACCAACUUUUCCUGUGCUCUCGGUGUCUGGCCAGAUUCCCGAAGUGUCAGCAGAGCACGGGGUGACUCCUUCGUCUACCGGUGCUCAAGACCUCCCGGUAACUUUCUUUCCCGCAGUCCAGGAGCAGAUGGGGAGGCUCCCGGUGCUGCUGCUAUGGCUAGCCUGGUGGUUGUCGCAGGCAGGCAUAGCCUGCGGUGCCGGCUCCGUGCGCCUGGCCGGCGGCCUGACGCUGGGCGGACUAUUCCCAGUGCACGCGCGGGGAGCCGCUGGACGCGCGUGCGGGGCGCUGAAGAAAGAGCAAGGCGUGCACCGGCUGGAAGCGAUGCUCUACGCGCUGGACCGCGUCAACGCUGACCCGGAGCUGCUGCCCGGCGUGCGGCUGGGCGCGCGGCUGCUCGACACCUGCUCGCGGGACACCUACGCUUUGGAGCAGGCGCUGAGCUUCGUGCAGGCGCUCAUCCGAGGCCGCGGAGACGGCGACGAGGCCAGUGUGCGCUGCCCUGGGGGAGUUCCCCCGCUGCGCUCCGCGCCUCCAGAGCGCGUGGUGGCGGUGGUGGGAGCCUCGGCUAGCUCCGUGUCCAUCAUGGUGGCCAACGUCUUGCGCCUGUUUGCGAUACCCCAGAUCAGCUAUGCCUCCACAGCCCCAGAGCUCAGUGACUCCACACGCUAUGACUUCUUCUCCCGAGUGGUGCCUCCUGACUCCUACCAGGCCCAGGCCAUGGUGGACAUUGUGCGGGCACUGGGAUGGAAUUACGUGUCUACAUUGGCCUCUGAGGGCAACUAUGGCGAGAGCGGGGUUGAGGCCUUUGUGCAGAUUUCCCGUGAGGCUGGAGGUGUCUGUAUUGCCCAGUCAAUAAAGAUUCCCAGGGAGCCAAAGCCGGGAGAGUUCCACAAAGUGAUCCGGAGGCUCAUGGAGACACCCAACGCCCGUGGCAUCAUCAUCUUUGCCAAUGAGGAUGACAUCAGGAGGGUCUUGGAGGCAACACGCCAGGCCAACCUGACUGGCCACUUCCUGUGGGUUGGCUCAGACAGCUGGGGAUCCAAGAUCUCUCCCAUCUUGAACCUAGAGGAAGAGGCUGUGGGGGCCAUCACUAUCUUGCCCAAAAGGGCUUCAAUCGACGGAUUUGACCAAUACUUCAUGACUCGUUCCUUGGAGAACAACCGCAGAAACAUCUGGUUUGCCGAGUUCUGGGAAGAGAAUUUUAACUGCAAACUAACCAGCUCCGGUGGCCAGUCAGAUGAUUCCACCCGGAAAUGCACAGGUGAGGAACGCAUCGGCCAGGACUCCGCCUAUGAGCAGGAGGGGAAGGUGCAGUUCGUGAUAGACGCUGUGUACGCCAUUGCUCACGCUCUGCAUAGCAUGCACCAAGCGCUCUGCCCAGGCCACACAGGUCUGUGCCCAGCCAUGGAGCCUACUGAUGGCCGGACGCUGCUGCACUACAUCCGAGCAGUCCGCUUCAAUGGUAGUGCAGGAACCCCAGUGAUGUUCAAUGAGAAUGGAGAUGCCCCCGGGCGCUAUGACAUCUUCCAGUACCAGGCAACCAACGGAAGCGCCAGCAGCGGCGGGUACCAGGCCGUGGGCCAAUGGGCAGAGGCCCUUAGACUGGAUAUGGAAGUUCUACGGUGGUCAGGCGACCCCCAUGAAGUGCCCCCUUCUCAGUGCAGCCUCCCCUGCGGGCCCGGUGAACGGAAAAAGAUGGUGAAGGGUGUCCCCUGCUGUUGGCACUGUGAGGCCUGCGACGGGUACCGCUUCCAGGUGGACGAGUUCACAUGCGAGGCCUGCCCAGGGGACAUGAGGCCCACCCCCAACCACACUGGUUGCCGUCCCACACCCGUGGUGCGCCUGACCUGGUCCUCUCCAUGGGCAGCUCUGCCCCUUCUCCUGGCUGUCCUGGGCAUCAUGGCUACCACCACCAUUAUGGCCACCUUCAUGCGACACAAUGACACUCCCAUAGUCCGCGCCUCUGGCCGUGAGCUUAGCUACGUGCUGCUCACUGGCAUCUUCCUGAUCUACGCCAUCACCUUCCUCAUGGUAGCCGAGCCUUGUGCAGCCAUCUGUGCUGCCCGCAGACUCUUGCUUGGCUUGGGCACCACGCUCAGCUACUCAGCCCUGCUCACCAAGACCAACCGCAUCUACCGCAUCUUUGAGCAAGGGAAGCGCUCUGUCACACCACCACCCUUCAUCAGCCCCACUUCGCAACUAGUCAUCACCUUCGGCCUCACCUCCCUGCAGGUGGUGGGAGUGAUAGCAUGGCUGGGGGCCCAGCCUCCACACAGCGUGAUUGACUACGAGGAGCAGAGGACGGUGGACCCCGAGCAGGCCAGGGGUGUGCUCAAGUGUGAUAUGUCUGAUCUGUCCCUCAUUGGUUGCCUGGGCUACAGUCUCCUGCUCAUGGUCACGUGUACAGUGUAUGCCAUCAAGGCCCGAGGUGUGCCUGAGACCUUCAAUGAGGCCAAGCCCAUCGGCUUCACCAUGUACACCACCUGUAUUAUCUGGCUGGCUUUUGUUCCCAUCUUCUUUGGUACCGCCCAGUCAGCUGAGAAGAUCUACAUCCAAACCACCACACUAACUGUGUCACUGAGCCUGAGCGCAUCAGUGUCCCUCGGCAUGCUCUACGUGCCCAAAACCUACGUCAUCCUGUUCCAUCCAGAGCAGAACGUACAGAAGCGGAAGCGCAGCCUCAAGAAGACCUCCACGAUGGCAGCCCCACCCCAGAACGAGAACGCAGAGGACGCCAAGUAGCAAGGUUGAGUGUGGGUGCCACAGGUUGCUCCCUGCCCUUUCUCUGCUUCUCCUGGCUUCAAAGUGGAAGCUGUGAAAGAUCCACAGAGACCAUCGGAGGCCAGGAAUGUGUAAAGACCAUGCCCAUGGUCUUUUCCGAAGGAAAAAGCUAAACCCCGACCACGCUGGACUUGUGCUUUCCUGGGCACGCCAACCACAUCAUUCUGCCCCUCCGACCCACUGUAAGAAAUACUGCUUCCAGGAAUCUUCCUGAAGAGAGACGAAACUGACACCUUCUGGGCAGGCAUUCAAAACCAUAGUGAAGCCAGGGCUUGGCCAGGUUGGGAUAAGAUUUAUCUUGAUCCAACACUACAACCUAGGGGCUGGCCAGGGUGUCUGUCAGAAUGUGUAAACCCCAACAAGAAAUCCAGGAUUAGAGCUGGGUGGGGGGUGCAAUCACCACAAUAGGAAACUUAGAGGUCUGAAUUUGGGGAAAUACUUCCCUGAGCAGAGCCUGUAUGAGGGUUCUGGGAACUGAGUGUGAGCCUGCAGCAGAGAGAGGAGCAGUACAGGGAACUGGGGCAGGCUUCUGUGAGGUCGCUUCCCUUGUGGUCUUUUCCCCAGGGUCAUCCAAAAGAUUGGACAGUUUUUCUCUGCUGUGUAUGUUUCCAUAGAUUACUCCAACUUGAAGAAAUGCCAACACAUUACAGUGGGUAAGAGAUGGUAAGGUAUAGCUAGACUUUGGUCAGAGUGUCCAUGAAUUGUCUUGUUUCUGCACUUAAGAGUUGUUGUUGUUGUUGUUGUUGUUGUUGUUAUUAUUAUUAUUAUUAUUAUUAUUAUUAUUAUUAUUAUUAUUAUCAUUAUCUAGAGUGAGGGUCUCACUAUGUAACUCUGGCUGUCCUAGAACUUACUAUGUAGACCAGGUUGGCCAUGAACUCACAGAGAUCUGCUGGCUUCUGCCUCCCAAGUGCUGGGAUCAAAGGUGUGUGUCACUAUGCCCAGCUUAAAAUUUUAAUUACUAGGAUGAGCACAAAAGCUCCCCUGCAUAGAGUCUUGGAGCGCCCACCUGAAAGGUGGUGGAGGCAUGUGGAGGGACUCAUGGGAACACCAUGCACGGGCUUUAGUUUUGACUAUUAGUUUUACAGAGCUGGUUUUUAGUUAGGGAACUUUUCUUUCGUCGUUUUUUGUUGUUGUUUCGUUGUUUGGGUUUUUUUUUCAUUUGUUUGUUUUAAUGUAUAGAGCUAAAUGCUUUAAUUUAUUGUGAAUUCUCCAGUAUUUAAGGUACAGAACUAAGUUUUGAAAGUAUGCUAGCUACACUUCAAUGGACAGAUGCUCCAAGGUGUAAUGAGCUUUGAUCUUGAGAUGUAAUACUUUACUUAGUAUCUUAAAGGCAACAGGCUUCUCUCUAGAACAUCUCUGCUGUUCCGCUCUUCCUCACUUGCUGUGUUCCCGGUUUCCCACGGUGCAAAGCACAGCUCAGCAUUUACUGCUGAGUGAGCUCUGAUGCUCCGUUCUGAGGCUUCUGUGCUAUGUCAACCCUCAAAGUGUGAAAUGUGUUCUCCCGGGAGAGCCUUGUCCACGUGACCGUCUGCAUGGUGUUUUUCUCCUCUGGGAUCUCUUCUAGAGUCGGUGAGCCAAGGUCUGAAUAAAGGUUUUCUUGCACUU